AUGAGUCUCCCAUUGUCCUCCGACGAGAACCAGCGCUAUACCGCCAUCAUUGACGACAUACUCUCCACUGCUGAUCUCGAGACCAUCUCGCGCAAAAAGGUCCGCCAGGGCCUGGAGAAUGCUCUAGGCGGAAAGGACUUGAGCGAGCAAAAGGAUGCCAUCAAGAAGCUGAUAGAGGAGCGCUUCGACGCCGUCUCUGGCGCUGACCAGGGCGACGCACCCCCUUCUUCCAUGCCCGAUGCCCCGAGCAACAAACGGUCAGCCACCAAUGGCACCUCGUCGCACGACGACCCCUCUGCAUCUCCCGAGCCGGCCAAGAAGAAGACCAAGCGGUCCUCGUCCACCGAAGAUGCCGACGCCCGCCUGGCUGCUCAGCUCCAGGCGCAGGAAAACAGACUCGCGAGGAGCCGUACCACCCGCGGUGGAGGCGACAAGGCGCGAUUGGCCAAGAAGAAGAAGGCCCCGCGCAAGAAGAGCGCCAAAAAGGUCGGCGACGACGAUGACAGCGAGGUGGACGCCAGCGGAGACUCUGCUCCCAAGCGCAAGGCUGGCGGUGGCUUCCAGAAGCCCUUUAUCCUGAGUCCUACCUUGUCAGAGCUGUGCGGUGAAACCCAGCUCUCUCGUCCUCAAGUCGUCAAGAAGUUGUGGGAGCACAUCAAGGCCAACGAUCUUCAAGAUCCCAAGGACAAGCGCCAAAUUCGCUGCGACGAAAAGAUGCAGGCUGUGUUCAAACAGGCCAAGGUCGACAUGUUUCGCAUGAACAAGGACAUUGGGAGCCACCUCUACCCGGUGGAGGAGUAA
This is a messenger RNA of Trichoderma breve, 801 nucleotides long. RefSeq names its product SWIB/MDM2 domain-containing protein. Gene Ontology annotation, molecular function: RNA polymerase I cis-regulatory region sequence-specific DNA binding. Lineage: Eukaryota; Fungi; Ascomycota; Sordariomycetes; Hypocreales; Hypocreaceae. Gene Ontology annotation, biological process: nucleolar large rRNA transcription by RNA polymerase I; transcription initiation at RNA polymerase I promoter. The transcript has 4 exons. The record is from RefSeq and is a predicted model, not a curated record. Bases 1 to 801 code for a protein of 266 amino acids. Gene Ontology annotation, cellular component: nucleus; RNA polymerase I upstream activating factor complex.